Messenger RNA from Oncorhynchus mykiss (rainbow trout), 6537 nucleotides. The record is from RefSeq and is a predicted model, not a curated record. NCBI's taxonomy places the organism in Eukaryota, Metazoa, Chordata, Actinopteri, Salmoniformes, Salmonidae.
GUUGAUGCGCGGUGUUCUGUAGCGUCUCCCACGGUUCUCCUUUCCUCUAUUCGGGAAACCUCUCCUACUCGUCAGAAUCAAUGCGAAUCAGCAGCGAUAAGCGCGCUGAUGCUGUGCGGUCUGUAGCUUUCUAUUCUCUGGAGAAUAAGGACUAAACCUUCUGUUACACGUUUCUUCUUGCAUAGCUCUUCAGUGCAACGGGGAAGACAGACAACAUGAUUUGCUUUAUCUUCAUGGUUCUAUGUGGAUUGUCUGGCAGUGCGCUUGCAAAAGGUAAAGUGGAUAGGGAGCCUAAGGGGAAGUUCAGUGUUCCUGUUCUGGAUGUGAAGAGUCGACAGCUGGUCCUGGAGGCCAACCAGACGCUGACGAUCCACUGCAGGGGUCGGUGGGAGCUGUCGUGGGUGUUCCCUGGAGGUGUGGCCAGAGAUAAAGAGAGUGUGCAAUUGGAGGAUUCUCGCUGUGGGAGGCAGAGCCAGCAUUACUGCAGCCAACUGAUUAUUAGCUCAGCCCAGGCCCAGCACACAGGAUCGUUCCGGUGUCGGUACAGCCAGCGGACCCGCAGGCAGAGUGCUGUCUACAUCUAUGUCACAGACAGACAGCGGCCAUUUGUGGAGGAGCAGAAUAACAGUCCAGACGUGGUGUAUAUCAAGGAGAGCCAGCCUCUGGUCUUCCCCUGUAGGGUCACCCACCCUGACGCCACCGUGUCAUUGGUCAAGUUCCCUGACCGUGAGUUGACCCCAGACCAGAGGAACAUAGUGUGGAACAGCAGACAGGGCUUCCUCAUCCGCAGUCCCACCUACUUCUACAUCGGCCUGUUCUCCUGCAAGACCUCUGUCAACGGGACCACACACUCCCUCAGUUACCUCACACACAGACAAGUGAAUAAGAUUAUGGAGGUGUAUCUGAACAGUACUAGUCCCGUCCAGACUUUACAGGGGGACAGUCUGGCCAUCAACUGCACUGUCACUGCAGAGUGGAACAGCAGAGUGUCCAUCAGCUGGGACUACCCUGGGCAGGUAAACCGGGCAGCCAUAAUUAGUAGGCGUAUCAUGGCCAGUAAAACUCACAUGGUGUUCUACAGUAUUCUGUCCAUCCCUAAACUCCACCGCUCUGACAGAGGGCUCUAUAUCUGCCGAGUGACCAGUGGACCGGUCAGCCGAGAGACUAACGUGUCAGUCACAGUCUACGACCGUCCGUAUAUCCGUCUGACACCCAGACAAGGGGCGGUAGUGGAGGCUCAUGCAGGACAGAAGUCCUACCGACUCUCCCCCAAACUACGGGCCUUCCCUGCCCCAGAGAUCAUCUGGUUGAAGGAUGGGAAGGUAGCAGCAGAACAGUGUUCCCGUUACCAUGUGGACGGGAAUUCCCUGGUGAUCCGGGAUGUGGCGAAGGAGGAUGCAGGGAAGUACACUAUCCUGGUGGGAAUCCAGGAGCACAGACUCUACCAGAACCUAACGCUCUCUCUGGUGGUCAACGUGAGUCCAGGGAUAGGGGAGAAGGCGGUGUCCUUGCAGGACGCAGGUAGUGUCCCGCAGGGCAGCAGACAAGCCCUGCACUGCAGCUCCCACGGAGUCCCCCCUCCUCACAUCGCCUGGCUCUGGCACCCCUGCCCCCCCAAAGGCCUGUGUCUGUGUCCUUACUCCUCCUCACUAUGGAGCUUGGUGAGAGAGAGGGCACCCAGCACGUCCACACAGAACCACACUACACACAGACAGGAAGUGCUCCAGGGGAAGAAUAAGACCGUGGGGAUUUUGAUGGUUGCUGAGGUGUUUGUAUCCAGAGUGUAUCGCUGUAUUGCCUAGAACGAACUGGACAUGUCCUUUUAUAUUACAGAUGUCCCAGGAGGCUUCGAUGUGAAACAGGAGGAGGAGCUAAGAGAGGGAGGAGACCUCACUUGCGUAGCCAAUAAACAACUGUACACCAAGUUGUCAUGGCAACUGGUGACUGACACAGCAGAGCCCUCUAACCUCUCACACGUGAUCCCUCUGAUCAUCAUCAUCAUCAACAUCAACAUCACUAUAACACAUACACACGAGGAAGAGGACACAAUGGCACUUCCCACAAUGCCACAUUUACAGGCCCCUUCACAGGGCCAGAGGAACAAUCAGCCAAUCAGACACUACUCUGCCAGUGGUUCAGUGACACUCAGCUGCCUUGCCCACGGCGUGCCACACCCCCUCAUCACAUGGUACAAGGACCAACACUCUCUUCUGCAGGACUCAGGUAAGAUACACAGCGGGACCCUCCACAUUGACCGAAUCACAGUGAAGGAACAGGGUCUGUACACCAGCCAGGCCACCAAUGAGAGAGGCUCUGCUGUGGGCUCCACCUACAUCUGGGUUCAGAACUCGUCAGAGGGCCUGUCUCUGGAGAUCCUUACUCUCACCUGUACCUGUCUGGUGGCCACUCUCUUCUGGCUGCUGUUUACACUCUUCAUACGUAAACUAAAACAGCCAUUUAUCUCUCAGGCAAAGGCAGAGUACCUGUCAAUCAUCCUGGACCCGGACAAGGGGCCUCCGGAGGAGUAGUGUGAUAGACUACAGUACGACACCAGCCAAUGGGAGUUCCCAGAGACUGCCUCGAACUGGGAAAGUCUGGACCAUGAGGCCUUUGGGAAGGUCAUGCAGGUGUCUGCCUUUGGCAUCUACAACUCUACAGGCUACGGAACUGUGGCUGUCAAGAUGCUCAAAGGUGUCCUGGAGGGCAAGCAGUGUACACCUAAUGGUGUCCUGGAGGGCAAGCAGUGUGCACCUAAUGGUGUCCUGGAGGGCAAGCAGUGUACACCUAAUGGUGUCCUGGAGGGCAAGCAGUGUACACCUAAUGGUGUCCUGGAGGGCAAGCAGUGUACACCUAAUGGUGUCCUGGAGGGCAAGCAGUGUACACCUAAUGGUGUCCUGGAGGGCAAGCAGUGUGCACCUAAUGGUGUCCUGGAGGGCAAGCAGGGUUCAGGGUUCAGGCAGUCCCACCCCGCUGCCUGUGUGUGGGGGGCGGCAGGGGCGCUACAGGGGGCCAGUGGCAGCCGCCUGCUGCAACUCCUGGAAGCUGCGCUCCUGUUGCUGUUCGCCCGUUGUGAUGGAAACGCGUCGCAGCCUCAGGGAGACUCACAUCGAGCGCACUGUAUCACCAGCCUGGAGGGACGGUUGUGUACUCUGUCUGAAACCCAUCUGAAUGGUUCUGGUCCUACCAGACUAGAGGUCCCUGCUGGACAGAGGCUCCUGAUCACCAUGCAGAGCCUCCCAGGAGACCCUGUCUGCAGCUGGAGCCGUGGAGCUGACCCAAAAAGAAGGGGCUAUUCCUUGACCAUACUACAGACACAUGUGAGUGAUUCUGGAGAGUACACAUUCAGCUGUGAGAGAGGCGGGAUCAACUCCUCUCUGACCCUCUCUCUACUGGUCGUACCUCUGCUAAGACUUCCCACAAAACCACAGCUGAAAUUUAUCCCUGGGAAAAGAGGCUUCUUACCAGACUAUCAGUGUUCUUCAGAGGGAAACCCUAAACCCAGGAUCAAAUGGUUCAACAACCUUGACAAGACUGGAAAAGGUAAUGAUGGGACAGACAUUCCCUCUACGAUCAAAGAGAGGGCUAACAACAAAGAGAAAAGUAAAAAUUACUACAGGACAACAGUUAUGUGCUGUGCUAGCAAUUCUCAGGGAGAGGUGUGUUCUCAACUAUAUGAUUACGAUCUGGACCGUGCCAGUGGUGAGGAUGAUGAGGCUCCAGAGAUCACUGUGAGUCCUGGGCAGCCCCUGCUGCUCAGCUGUCGGCAGAAAGAGAACAGCACCACACAGUGGCUGCCUGACAACCAAGUCUCCAUACAUCAACUCACAUAUAAAGAAAUAUAUAUGACCUACCUGUUCAUUGAGUCGGUGACAGUGAACCACAGUGGAAUCUAUACAUGCCGAGGCAACAAGAACAAGGUCAAAUCCACCCAUGUCCAGGUCCUGGAGAAGGGCUUCAUUUCCAUCGACCAGCUGAAUGAGAGCAGUACCAUCUCAGCCCAGGAGAAGCCAGGGUUCUGUCUGCGGGCCCUGGUCUCCUCACACCCUCUCCUACGCUGCCAUUGGCUGGGCCCGGACAGCAGACAGACCCAGUGCCCUGAGCCCACACGGCUCUGGAAGAGCAGGACUCUGGAGUUGUGUAACACAGAGCCAGGAGAGUACCAGUUACACCUGGAGGCUGGGGAGCUGAACCUCACAAAGACCCUCUCUCUGUGUGUGGCAGGUACACCCACCCCCAGUCUCUUACAGAAUGGAGACAAUAUCACCUGUGAAACCAACACCCCCCUUCCCUUCAAACUCACCUGGAGCUCCUGCUCUUUGACCAAUGACAGCUGUCAGUCAGAGUCUGCAGCCUGGAAGGAGAUCCCUGCCCCACCCCCGAAGCUCUCUGACUCAGACCAGUUCUGUCAUAAGAGGAUCCUCAGUACCAGGGACAGUACCGAGGUGGGGGACUUUGUCAAGUGCUGCAUCACAAACUCUGUCCACUCACAGUCUCACUGCAGUGAGACACUGUUCAACAUACAAUUUAAAUCUGUUCCACCAGCCUCCUCUCAACUCCUCCUGAAAGUGUCCAGUCUGGUCCUGUUCCUGGCUUUGAUGCUGGUCAGCCUGGCGCUGCUCUACUUCAUCAGGAAGAAGAAACCCCAGUACCAGAGUCAGCUGCAGAUGAUCCAGAUGGUAGGGCCUAAUGACAACGACUACAUCUACAUCAACUUCAAAGACUUCCAGUAUGACCAGAAAUGGGAGUUCCCCAGAGAGAACCUGGAGCUGGGGAAGGAGCUGGGCUCUGGGGCCUUUGGCAUGGUGCUUCAGGCUACAGCCUACGGCAUCAGCAAGCCAGGAGUCUCCCUGCAGGUGGCUGUCAAGAUGCUGAAAGAGAAGCAUGAGACAGUAGAGAAGGAGGCUCUGAUGUCAGAGCUGAAGAUGCUGACUCACAUCGGACAGCAUGCCAACAUCGUCAACCUGCUGGGGGCAUGCACUGGCUCAGGGCCCACGUACCUGAUAUUUCAGUACUGCCGUAACGGGGACCUGCUGAACUACCUGAAGAACAACAGAGAGCUCUACCACAAGUCUCUGACAGACGCCUUCACCAGGGACCGCUUCAGCAGACUUUACCACAACCUGCCCAAGAGGAGCUCCAGUGAGUUCCAGAGGCCAGUGGACAGCAUAUACAUCCCCAUGUCCCCCACCACCACUAGAGGGCAAGAGAGUAUUGCCCUGAUCAGCCUCAACUCUUCUCCCAUGAACACCUCUGGUGGUCCAGGGAUCUAUGAGGAGUUAAAUGAGCUGCAGGAGGAGGAGGAGGAGGAGGAGGAGGAGGAGGAGGCGCUGACUUACGACGACCUGCUCAGCUUCUCCUAUCAGGUGGCCAAGGGCAUGGACUUCCUGUCCUCCAAACACUGUAUCCAUCGUGACCUUGCUGCCAGGAACGUGUUGGUGACUCAGGGUGGACUAGUAAAGAUCGGGGACUUUGGACUGGCCCGGGACAUCGACAAUGACUCCAACUACGUAGUGAGAGGAAAUGUGCGUCUGCCAGUGAAGUGGAUGGCUCCAGAGAGUAUCUUCCAGGGGAUGUACACCAUGCAGAGCGAUGUCUGGGCCUAUGGUAUCCUGCUGUGGGAGGUCUUCUCUCUGGGUGUGACCCCCUACCCAGGGAUAAAGGUGGACAACAACUUCUAUGUGAUGAUAGAGAGAGGUUUUAAGAUGGAGCAGCCGUACUACGCUAGUGAAUCUGUGUAUUCGAUCAUGUGUAAGUGCUGGGCCUUGGAGCCUCGGGACCGCCCUCACUUCUCCAAGCUGGUGGCCUUCAUGGAUGACCAACUGGCCGACAUGGAGGAGAAGCUCUACCAUAACAUCCUGGACAAGCGCUGCAGUCAUGUGUUAUACCAGAAUGCACCUGUGAAAUCUGAUCUCUCAGCCUUGGCCAAAGAAAAGGGUCAUCAAGCACAGUCACAGAACCAAUACUGCAAGACCCACUCCACUGGAGAGGCCCCAACAACAACCACCACAACACUGUCUGACAGGGUUGCCAUGGAGACUGAUGGUGACAAUCCUCUGAAACCAUGUCAGUGAGAGCAGUGGCCUGUCUUUCUAAUUCUUCUGUGCCAUAAGGAUUUCUCCUAUUAUAUCCUGGUAGUGUAUAUUUGUAUAAUGCUGUGGAUUUCAAAUGCACUGAUGACUUGCUUUAUCCAAAUAUGUUUAACAAUGAAUAUGUCAAUUAAAACUGUUUUUGUAUCAAAGGCUAGUAGCUCCGUCACUGUAGGAAUUGAUAAAGUCAUAUUUAACAUUGUAACAUAGUAAUGGAUGUCAAAAUUAACACAACCUGUUUUUGUGAACAUAUUAAUUCAAUAUUAAUCAUGUUAUUACUGCUUUUGGAGAAGAGAUAUUUCAAUCAUUUUGACAGCUGGAUUAUUCUGUCUUUUAUUUCCUAUGUGAAGUUAUUUUUUUAAAAUUAAUAACAAUGAUUUAGUUUUCGGUAUGUUUGUACAUCUGAGUUCUGGAAAUUAUUCAAAUAUUUGAAAUAAAGUAUUUGAAAUUA